UAUUUCUUGUACGUACAUCUUUUACGAAUACGUUUUUGGUAUUAAGUUCCUAUUACAUAUGCGUAUUUUUUAAGUAAGCAGCCUAGCCUUAUAUUAAUCUUAGAAUGUUAAACAGGACGCACAUAGAUAAAAACAGCUUGAAUUUACAAUACUGCAUUGCGGGUUUUAAAUAAACAGCCAAUAAACUCUAUUGUUCUUUUAUCGAUAGACGUAUGUAUGGUAUCGAUACUUACAUGUUAGCAUAUUAGUUGAAUGUUUAUAAAAUGUUAAGAGUGACAUAAGAGAAGUUAUCUUAUCAAUAAACACGACUACUUAAAAAUCUGGUUAGAGGAAAUAUGUUGCGAAAACAAUCUGGAAAUUUAGUUCUCAGAGUUAUAGCUAUUGGUUUUAUUGCUGUGACCAUGAUAAAUAUGUAUCUAAGGAGUACAUCUUCGUUUAAAAGAACAACUAUUGAAUACAAUUACAAAAAUGACAAAUGGGUGAAUUUGUUGACUUAUUCCUGUAUUGCUAAUUGGUAUCCAAGGAUGCAAAAUGUAAUCAAAGAAAGCAAUUUAAACGAAUGUGUGCCUCUGAUUCAACAAAAUUUAUAUGAAAAUGUGACAGAUAGAUUAUUGAAAAAUAUGAUAACCAAAUGUUUUCACAGCGGAAUUAUGAAGAAUCCAGUUUUAUUCAAUAUAUCAUUUAUUAAGGAAUUUGUGAAAACUUUGAACUGUCCAUCGCCAAAGUAUUUGAACACACCAAUACCACUAGUUGCCUUAGCUAGUUACCCAGGUUCAGGAAACACGUGGACAAGAGAAUUGAUAGAGGCAGUAACAGGUAUAUUUACUGGCAGUAUAUACACUGACUGGAACUUUAAAGGUUCGGAAUUGUGUCCAGCUAGCGGAAAUAUAUACAUCGUGAAAACUCACAUUCCUAGUGAUGACGCCACAAGUCAUGCAAAAUGCCGAGAGAUUGGUGUUUCUACGUUGAAUUACACAAAGGCUGUUUUGAUACUUAGAAACCCAUACCAAGCUUUGUUGGCGGAAUUUAAUAGGCAGCAGUCAUUAAAAUACAGUGGGAACCCUGGCGUUGGCAUAGCUCCUAAAAGCGAUUUUAAGACUUCGCGAUGGGAGGAAUUCGUCAGAGUAGAGUCAGAAAAGUGGGAAAAAAUGGCAAUUUACUGGCUUUCAAAGUUUAGGAAACCAGUCUAUGUACUCGUUUAUGAUGACUUAUGGAACUACACUGCGAUUGAAAUGUACAAACUCUCACGUUUUUUAAAUAUAUCAGUGACAUUUAGCUCAUUAUAUUGUCUUUCGAGCAAAAGUGUAGGGAAUUUCAAAAGACGCAAACCAAAAUGGUUGACAAUCGAGACAUUAUUUGAUUCUCGUUUGAGGAAAGUUGUUAAUGACAAAAUAAGAUCGGUGCUGACAGUUUUUGAACUUCCGGAGUUAUACAGCUACAUUCUUUCAGAAUGCUAAGUUGGCCUUAGAGAAAGCAUUUUAUAGGAAACAUCUUCCUGAAUGUAAUAUACUGUUAUUUACUUUUAACGAACACACUUGGAAAUUUCGUUGCUUAAAACAAAAAUAGCUUUUUCUUCAGAACAUGGCAAUGAUUCGUCUUCUCGAUCUUUUCAGGGACGAAUAAUGAUAGCAUUAAUUCCCAUUAACCGUGACUUUACUUUCGAGUAAUUUCUAUUUGUUGGCAUCAACUACUUUGUGCAGAACUUACCUUGAAGACAUAUUAGUAAUAAAGAUAUGUAUGCUAGUA
This is a messenger RNA of Mercenaria mercenaria, 1746 nucleotides long. RefSeq names its product WSCD family member CG9164-like. The record is from RefSeq and is a predicted model, not a curated record. Bases 336 to 1457 code for a protein of 373 amino acids. NCBI's taxonomy places the organism in Eukaryota, Metazoa, Mollusca, Bivalvia, Venerida, Veneridae. Gene Ontology annotation, molecular function: sulfotransferase activity. The transcript has 3 exons.